UGCGUGGUGAGAGGGAAGCAGUGGGUACGGCAUGCUGAGGCCACCCCCCCUGGCUCAGGAUGAGUGUCAGAGAUGGCGCUGCCACCAUGGCAACGAACGCAGGUGGAGGAGGAGGGGGAGGUGGGCCAGCUAACCCUAACGAUAAUGAUGGCCGCUCAUACCUGCUCCAGAUCUACCCACGGUUGGCUGCUCAGUCCACCACCUGCUGCAACCUUUGGGUGCAGAAGGAUGCAACAGCGGCCUCAGUAAUUUCGGACGCUGCCACGGCACUGGGGCUGGACCCUGGCCGCAUGUAUGUGCUGGCAGAGGUUAAGGAAUGUGGCGGAGAAGAGUGGGUGCUGGAGGCCGGAGACCUGCCAGCACAGAGGUUUCUGCUGUGGCCUCGGAAAGCCCAGGAGCAACACCCUCAGAGCCUGGGCUUUUACUUCUUACUACAGGAGAGGAACCGUGAUGGCACUAUCCAUUACGUCCACCUACCACCUGUGACUAAGGAGCAGGAGGUACAGCGGCUAGCUGCCAGAGGCUUCCUUCCCCCUCCACAGGAUGACUUUGCAGAUCUCUGCAACCUCCCCGUCCUCAAUGAGGACAGCAUAUUAAACAACCUUCGCACACGCUUUUACAAGAAAAAGAUCUACACCUAUGCAGGCAGCAUCCUCAUCGCCAUCAACCCCUUCAAGUUCCUGCCCAUCUACAAUCCAAAGUACGUCAAGAUGUACGAGAACCACCAGCUGGGCAAACUGGAGCCUCAUAUUUUUGCUAUCGCAGAUGUGGCCUACUAUGCUAUGCUCAGGAAGAGGGUCAACCAGUGCAUCGUCAUCUCUGGGGAAAGUGGCUCAGGCAAGACCCAGAGUACCAACUUCCUGAUCCACUGUCUGACUGCGCUCAGCCAGAAGGGCUAUGCCAGCGGGGUGGAGAGGACCAUACUGGGAGCGGGGCCGGUCCUGGAGGCCUUCGGGAACGCCAAGACAGCCCACAACAACAACUCCAGCCGCUUUGGUAAAUUCAUCCAGGUUAAUUACCUGGAGAGUGGAGUGGUCAGAGGGGCUGUGGUGGAGAAGUAUCUCCUGGAGAAGUCUCGUCUGGUCUCCAGGGAGAAGAAUGAGAGGAACUACCAUGUGUUUUACUACCUGUUGUUGGGAGCUUCAGAGGAGGAGAGAAAGGAGUUCAAGUUGCUGCCGCCUGAAGAAUACUUCUACCUCAAGCAGCAAAACUUUAAGAUAGAAGAUGAGGAAGAUCUGCGCCAUGACUUCGAAAGGCUGCAGCAGGCAAUGGAGAUGGUUGGCUUCCUUCCCGCCACCAAGAAACAGAUCUUUUCUGUGCUUUCGGCCAUCUUGUAUCUCGGCAACGUGACCUACAGGAGGAAGUCGACAGGCCGAGACGAGGGGUUAGAUGUUGGACCACCAGAGGUCCUGGCUACACUCUCUGACCUGCUAAAGGUUAAAGAGGAGCUGCUGGUCGAGGCGCUGACGAAGAGGAAAACGGUGACAGUCAACGACAAGCUGAUCCUUCCCUACAGCCACUCUGAGGCUAUCACAGCCAGAGACUCCAUGGCCAAAUCUUUGUACAGCGCCUUGUUUGACUGGAUCGUCCUGCGCAUCAAUCAUGCACUGCUUAACAAGAAAGAUAUGGAGGAAUCUGUCCCAUGCUUGUCCAUUGGUGUCCUGGACAUUUUUGGCUUUGAGGACUUUGAGACCAACAGCUUCGAGCAGUUCUGCAUCAACUAUGCAAAUGAGCAGCUGCAGUAUUAUUUCAACCACCACAUCUUCAAUCUGGAGCAGGAGGAGUACCAAGCAGAGGGAAUCACCUGGCACAACAUCGACUACACAGACAAUGUGGGCUGUAUCCACCUCAUCAGCAAGAAACCCACUGGCCUGCUCUACCUGUUGGAUGAGGAGAGCAACUUUCCCCACGCCACAGAUGAGACAUUAUUAGCUAAAUUCAAGCAGCAACACCAGGGGAACAAAUACUUUGUCCCCACACCGGUCAUGGAACCUGCCUUUGUCAUUCGACACUUUGCUGGGAAAGUCAAAUAUCAAAUCAAGGAUUUCCGGGAGAAGAACACGGACCACAUGCGUCCAGACAUCGUGGCGUUGUUGCGGAGUAGUGACCGUGCAUAUGUGCGGCAGCUCAUUGGCAUGGACCCAGUGGCAAUGUUUCGAUGGGGCAUCCUGCGCGCCACCAUCAGAGGCAUUGCUGCUUUUAACGAAGCUGGCCGGUCCUGGGCUGCUAAAACUUCAGGUGUAGUCCGUCCAAUCUCUAGGACCCCCUUAGGAGAGCUGAAGCGAUCCAAUGCCCCAAUAGACAGAAUGUACAAACGAGCGUCUAUGCUCGAUUUCUACUUUGAUCACUCAGAGGAGCGCCCUCUAGAGGCCUUUGAAGACAUCUUUGCUAGCUAUGAGAGUAAGAAAGACAUGCAUGCAGAGAUCAUCAGCUCCAUUAAGAACUUGCAGUUGGAUGGUGAGGACCCUCGCAAGCUGCUGCAGUCCUGGGGUCGCCUCCGCUUCCCUCGACACGUUCUCCAGAAAAACAAGAGCACCAAACAGAGGCAGGUUAUCCCCAAGAGUUUGCUGGAUUCUCGGUCUCUGAAGUUCAUUGUGAGCCUGACGCUGCACGAUCGCACUACCAAGUCUCUGCUCCACCUGCACAAGAAGAAGAAGCCCCCAAGCAUCAGUGCCCAGUUCCAGACCUCUCUGACCAAACUCUUGGAGACACUGAACAGAGCAGAGCCUUUCUUCAUUCGUUGUAUCCGCUCCAAUGCUGAGAAGAAGGAGAUGUAUCUGGAUGAGGCCUUGGUAGUUCAGCAGCUGCGAUACACAGGAAUGCUGGAAACUGUUCGCAUCAGGAGGUCAGGCUAUGGAGCCAAGUACACAUUCCAGGAGUUCUUAGAGCAGUUCAGGGUUUUGCUGCCAAAGAACACCGCUGCCUUAAAAGAGGACAUCUCAGUGCUGCUUGAAAAGAAGAUGGGCCUGGAACCCACCACAUACCAGAUAGGCAAAACUAAGGUGUUCUUGAAGGAACUGGAGCGACAGCAGCUGCAGGACACGCUGCAUAAGGAUGUAAUGCGCAAGAUCAUCUUCCUUCAGCACUGGUUCAGAGCUCGCCUGCAGAGAAAAGAGUUUCUGGACAUGAGACAGGCAGCCAUCUUGAUUCAGCGUUCAUGGCGCAGGUACUGCAUAGAGGAGCAAAGGCGACGGGCAGCCACUCUGAUCCAGGCUGUGUGGAGAGGGCACAGACAGAGAGCAGAGAACGACCGCCAAAGGCACGGUGCUACCAAGAUACAAGCCCUGGUCAGAGGACACUCAGCACGCAGAAGGUGCCACUCCAUGCGUGAGGAAAAAGAAGCUCGGAAGAGGGCAGAAGAGGAGGAAAGAAGGAAAAGGGAAGAGGAGGAUGAGGCAAGGAGAAGAGCAGAGGAGGAGGACGAAAGGAGAAGGAUGGAAGAAGAGAAAGCAAGGAGAAAAGCAGAAGAGGAGGAGGCCAAGAGGAGGGCAGAGGAAGAAGAGGCAGCCAGGAAAGCACAAGAAGCACAGAUGAAGAGAGAGGAAGCGGAGAAAAGUCCUGGGAGCGAGCCUCAAACAAGAGAGGAUCCAGAUAUAGAGCUGGUCACAGAGGAGACGCUGGAUGACAACCUUCCUGUCGGGGAGACAGAGGAGGAGGAUGAAGAGGUUAAUACAAGCUCACAUACAGAUGAGGAACAGCCCAAGGAUGAAGAGCAGGAGGAUGGGGAAUUGGAUUUGGAGACCAACGGUACACUGGCUGAGGCUGGACCCCAGCUAGAUGAGAAAGAUGAAGAUGAGGAUUUGGAGAACCAAACACUAGAAGAGUCAGAUCCAAACCCUGUUCUGCCCUCCGAUGGUGUCACCUCAAACGCACUUAGACCCACAUCUCCAGGUGAAGGGUCUGAUAAACAGGCCCUCGACGAUACCUCCACACCUUCCAAUGCUAAAGAAAAGAGAGUACGAACUCCAGCUAUUCACAAGGGCCCGUCAUCCAGGAGCCAGGAGAAGAGAGAGCAGAGGAGACGAAGAGGGCUGGAGCACAACCAGAGAGAGACUGAACGAGCCUCGUCCUCAGCCACCAGCAAGGAUGAAACGUCCCCGCCGAAGAGCAAAAGCCAAGAGACCUCUAAGCUAAAAGAGCGGGCGGACAGCAAGGAGCUGGACCAGUACACCUUUGUAGCCUGGAAAAUGAAGGAAGACAAAGGUGGGAAGAAGGAGGCGAAAACGUCGCCUCCUUCUGCCAGUCCUGUUCGUCCGUCUACGUUAUCUCUGCAGCCCGCUGACCCUGUGCCUGUGGGAAACGGUUUAGGCGAGGGUGCCGGAGCAGUUAACCUGCAACGCCGUCCUGGGGGGAUUAAGGACAAACCGGAGAAAUGGAAGGGGAGGAGGAGUGAUGGAGACCUCUCUGAGAGAACCAGCUCUCCUCCACCGCACAACAGGGAGGAAAGAAAGAGAAAACCGCUGAGUGAAACAGCCUCCUCAUCAGUUGACAGUUUGUCUCCAGGCUCUGAAGGGGCUGGAGCUUUUUCAGGCAGAGAGUUGAUUUCGCCCUCAGAAAGCUUCAGUGAUGGCUCUAAGGGAAGCUCCAUCAGAAAGAAACCCCAAGAUGGUCACCAAGACUCGGCACACGCCAUCCUGACCACACCGGACAGGUCAGGUGGUUUCUUCAGCAAGAUCUUGAAAAAACGGCCGCACAAGGAGGCCCAGACUCCAGACAACGGAGAGCUGACAUUUGCUCAGACUCUCAGUGAAAGGCCAACAGGAGGGGAAGCCCCAACGUCUGGACAUUCAUCUCGGCCUCUUACCCAGCCUCACGGGGACCGUGCUGGAAAAGGUUUAGGCCGCAACCCCACAAUCAAGAUCAGUCGUGCCACACGGGUAUCUGAGCAGUGGAACGCCUCGCUGGAUCGGGAAAUCACCAACGCCAAUGAGCUGCGACACCUUGACGAGUUUCUGGGCAACCAGGUUAAUGACUUCCGCUCCAGAGGAAAGUCGCUGUCAGCCACAGAGGCCAUCUUUGUUACAGCCACCAUGCAGUUCAGAGAGACUAUCAAAGCCAUGUAUUCUCUCCCAAAACCCACCAUUGGCUACAAAGGUCUGAUGACAGGCUACCAGAACAAAGUGAUCCACCUGGCGGGCGAACAGCAGAAAGGAGAAGUCCAACUUGUGGUCAAUCUCUUCCAGUCGGUGCUGGAUGGCUUCAUCCGAGGAGAGAUGAAGAAGGAGGAGGCUGAGCCUGCAAAGCCUGCUAAAGCUAGAAAGAAGAGGAGGAAAAAAGAUAAAAGUAUGGAGAGCCCCCUGGAUCAUAGUUUCAUCAACUAUCAGGUCAACAUUAUGCAGUCAUGUGACCAGUGUAGUUCUUACAUCUGGGGCAUGGAGAAGGCCUACAUGUGCAGCUAUUGUAAAAUGGUGUGCCACAAAAAGUGCCUCUGCAAAAUAGUCACUGACUGCACCACCUUCUGUGCCAAAAAGAGUGAUGAGGAGUCUGGUGGUCAGCACUUCGGGGUGCGCGUGUGUCACCUGGUCAGUGAUAAGAACCCAGUACCUAUGGUGUUGGAGAUGAUGCUGGAGCACGUGGAGAUGCAGGGCCUCUACACUGAGGGCAUCUACCGCAAGUCUGGCUCUGCCAACCGCAUGAAAGAACUGCACCAGCGACUAGAGACCGACCCCCACCUGGUCUGCCUCGAAGACUAUCCCAUCCACACAGUGACUGGCCUGGUGAAACAGUGGUUGAGGGAGCUACCAGAUCCACUCAUGACCUUCACACAUUACAGUGACUUCCUGCAUGCAGUGGAACUGCCAGAGAAGCAGGAGCAGCUUCAUGCUAUAUACAAAGUGCUGGAAGAGCUUCCUACAGCAAACUUCAACACAUUGGAGAGACUCGUCUUCCACCUCGUCAGGGUGUGUAAAGUGGAGACUCACAACCGCAUGUCUCCUAACUCCCUGGCCAUAGUUUUUGCCCCAUGUGUCCUGCGCUGCCCAGACAGCGCUGACCCGCUGCUCAGCAUGAAGGAUGUGGCCAAGACCACCACGUGUGUUGAGAUGCUCAUCAAUGAGCAGAUCAGACGCUACAAUGAGAAGAUGGAGGAGAUCGAGCAGCUGGAGUUUGCAGAGGCUCUGGCUGUUAACCAGCUCAAACUCAAGAGACAGAAUACGCACUACUGGCAUUUACCUCUCAGGUUCUCAGCUCCUUACAAAGGAGUGGUGGUGCAUGAGAAGGUCAGUUCUGAUCUGAGCGUGGUCCCUGAGAACGAGCCUCUGGACUCAGACACAGAGGCUGAGAAGAACUUGAUGGAACGCAUCAAGUCCAUCAAACAGGAGAAAGAGGAUCUGGCCUGCCGACUGCCAGAGAUGGAGCAGCCUGGUUCAGACCAGGAGAACUUGGACUCCGAAGCCUCGCUGAGCUCCGAGAGUCUUUUGGACGAGCAGCAGCGCUCUUCUGUUCACGGCUCAGAGCCUGAAGGACGAGGUGGUGGCGCCCAGCUGAGGAGAUGCAGGCCGAUGUGUCCACCCAAACCACCAGACCUGGCCCAGCGACCUAAAGUCCCUGGUGGACGUGUCUCUCUGUCAAACCUCACCCCUGCUAGCUCCACCUCCUCUGUGUUCAGCUGCACUUCUUCAACCUCUGAAUCCUCCUUCAGGCAUCUGCUGCAACGCCGCAACCCUGUCAUCCCAGACACAGUUAAACUCCCCCCAGGCGUCCUCUCCCAGUCUGCAGCCUCCGGUCCAGCUCAGGCUUAUACCCCUCCUGGAAAUAGAGCAUUAAAGUACUUGGUCAGGAGAAGAGAGCAGCCCGGCCGCCGUAAGGACAGCACUCAGUCCCUCUACAUCGACGGCCAAGACUGUGACCUUUUGUUGCAUUUUUCCUCCUGCCCUCCCUCCGCUUCCUCCUCCUCCACCUCAAUCUCCAUGGUAACACCCUCCCCUCAGCACCAGCCCCACGACACACAAGCCUCAAAGGGCCAGAGACGUUUUUCUGACCCAGACAUACCUUAUAUGGAUGAUGACGUCUGACCAGGACGCAACAGAAAAGGUAGUGAAGAGGAUUGUGGGCAACAACCUCCGAGUAAACAAAAGGAAAUGAAUAUAAAUGACAGACCGAGUUGCCACAGAUGACAAUGAUGGAUUGUAGAGAACUAGGAGAGGAUAACAAUCAAGAAUCACAGUAGAAGAACAUAACGUGCAUGUGAAUGAAAACAAGUGAUGAGUAUCUACAGCGGAUCUACAAAGUUGAACAGGAGUGACACAAAAUGGAGGCUGUUCCAGUUGCUGUUGUUAGUGGGAACCAAACAAGGAACUGCAAAUGUGUUUAAAGGCUUGUUGUCCUUUAUGACAGUAAAAAUAACUGGACACAAUGUUGCCAAGCACCUUUUCUACCAUUUUAAUAUAUAUUAUGGUUUCUGUUGAUGAGUUCAGUCGGGACAGCCGUUUUUUCUGUAGACUCAUAAUGAUGGACCAGCACAUCUGUUUUCUUUUUCUCUCUUUUUUUGUUGUUGUGCUAAUUCAAGAAAAUAUUACAGGAUCCAGCCGCACUUUUCAUUUCUUAGUUCUCCUGAUGAGCAAAAUAUGCUCACUGAAAUGUUAGCUAGUGCCUUGGUAAUGUACAGUAAGUUCAUUUCUCAUGUUAUGUUAUGGACAGUGCUCGUAGAGAGAGGAAGGGUUAUAAAGAGAGGGUACCUUUUGUCUCCGACACAAGACGGUGUUUGAAACAAGAACCUACAGUAAACAUGCCCGUUGUGACCGUUGCACAGGUGCCUCAUUACAACAGCUGCCUCAUUACAACAGCUGCAAUGGACAACGGCGUCUGUUCAUCUUUACCCUCCACCUACCGCACAACGAACCCCCAGAUAGGAAGUCAUUGCCUCACAUAGCAAAGGGAAACAGGAGCAGCACACGCCACUUUUUCCUUUUGAAACAACAAAAACAUGCAACAGCCGUGCCACGAUGUCUUUAAAGCCCCAAGUCCUUGAACUCACCUUACCCUUUUCUAAAAUGAUGGCUUCUCUCAGCUGUACUGUACCUGCCAUUCAAAUCAAACAGUCCUAUAAUGAGCAGGUUCUGCUGAAGCACAGCUUUGGCCAACCUCGUAUGAAAUGUAACAUUAAUGUUCCUCUCUGACUGCUGUUGAAUGAUGUCUGUUAGUUUGUCUGGAUAAUGAGGACAAUGUCCUGAUGUGUAACGUGUAACAGAGAGUGUAUGGUUGGGACUGAAUGACGUGAACUGUAAUGGUUAUUAGUAUUAACAUGACAAUACAGAACAUGAUGCUUGUAAUGUCUGCUGCUGUGUGCUUUGAUCAGGUUCAGUCAAAAAGUGUCUCAGUGUUAUGAAAACACCUUUUAAAACAGUGUGUGAUGAAGAACUAUGAAGAAGAAGAGUUAUGUACUUUUAUUUAAGUAUAUAAAUUCUUCAUAAAUUAGUCUUUUCCAACAAGGGUUAACAGAUGCUCUUUAUGAACGUAGUCGGUGACAGUCACAAAUUAUAUAAAAGAUGAAUUCUCGUCCUAUGAAUUAAUAAUAUUUGUAUUAAAUGUAAUAUUUACACAGAAGGGGCAGCACCUGAAUGUAACUACAACUUCAAAAAGAAAUAAUCCCAGGACGAAAGUC
Molecule: messenger RNA, 8602 nt
Organism: Morone saxatilis (striped sea-bass)
Lineage: Eukaryota; Metazoa; Chordata; Actinopteri; Moronidae
Gene: myo9bl
Product: unconventional myosin-IXb
Exons: 43
Coding region: 60-7013 (2317 amino acids)
Biological process (GO): intracellular signal transduction
Cellular component (GO): myosin complex
Molecular function (GO): protein binding; microfilament motor activity; GTPase activator activity
Source: RefSeq, a predicted model, not a curated record